Messenger RNA from Spodoptera frugiperda (fall armyworm), 600 nucleotides. Its product is annotated as holotricin-3-like. The transcript has 2 exons. NCBI's taxonomy places the organism in Eukaryota, Metazoa, Arthropoda, Insecta, Lepidoptera, Noctuidae. The record is from RefSeq and is a predicted model, not a curated record. Bases 27 to 470 code for a protein of 147 amino acids.
AUAUAUAUUUGGUCGAUCACGGAAUUAUGCCAGUACUUUAUUAUCUUCAUAUUGAGCCGUAUGUGACUGUAGUGAACUCGAAAUUAGUACCUAUUAAAAAUUUAUUUAUAAUGGCUCGUUUACUAUUGUGCGUGUUAGCUCUACUAGUGUUCGUUAGUGUUGACGCAGUCCCAGCACCAAAACCAGUGCCAGAACCUUCACCCCAAUUCGGAGGAUUCGGAGGUGGAUACGGAGGGGGAUAUGGAGGGGGAUAUGGGGGUGGCUAUGGGGGUGGAUUUGGGGGUGGUUACGGGGGUGGUCAUGGAGGCUUCGGAGGCCCAGGUUUCGGAGGCCCCGGCUUCGGAGGGCGACGUUUCGGCCGUUUCCCUGGAGGAUCUAUAAGUUACUCCAAAAGCGGUAGUAUCAGUUUUGGCGGUCCUGGUGGAUCUGCAGCUCAAUCUAGCGCCGGUUCCAUAGGAUUUGGGAAAUAAGCCAAACUGUGGAUGAGACUUUUCGUUGGUGUUAUCUAGUUCAUUAUUGUGUAUAAACAAUGUGUUGUACCUGUUUGUUAAUAUCUGUAGUUUUAUUAAUUACUUGUACAUAAAUAAAUAAUUUUAAAAA